Messenger RNA from Phytomonas sp. Hart1, 1524 nucleotides. NCBI's taxonomy places the organism in Eukaryota, Euglenozoa, Kinetoplastea, Trypanosomatida, Trypanosomatidae. The record is from the annotation of a GenBank genome assembly.
AUGCUGUCCAACAAAACGUCGUCCUACAGCGUGACCUUUCCGAGCCCCGUGAACGAGGUUUCGCGGCCACGGGGGAAUCGCGUCCCCCCGCUUUCCAAGCGCGACGCUUCCAUCGGGAAUAAAAAAGGCCUCGCUGCUUCCAUAGAAAAGUGGGGAAAGGGAAAACGAAAACCUUUGGUCAGUGAUAAACAACAGGGCUCGUUCACACAGGCGCGGGCCACCUUUACGGGGCCUCACACGUCGUCUUGGAGUACGGGGCCGGCGGACACGCACACCCACCGCGGGGAAAGCCCCAACCUUGGUGAGAUAUCCCACCAUCGUGGAAAAAACGAGGAUGGAUGGGGCUCCACGGGGGGAGGGGGUUCGGUGGUGAUUUUGCGGCCCGAGCGCGACUCGCCGCGCUUUCACCUGGCCGUCCAAGCCCUCCAGGAGGGGUGUAUUCAAUCGUUUAUUCGGUUUUUCUACCUCUCGCAUCGCGACCCGGUUUGCGUGAACGAGCUCUCGCAGACGCACUUUACGAUCCCGGAGGGGCGGCUGGGGUGGGUUCAACAGCAGCUCUCCGCGGUGGAGGUCCUCCGCCGGCAGAGCGAAUUUCGCGAAGUCCUCCACGCCUGCGGGGAGCUCGCGGUGUAUUUUGAGUCCGAGGGGGAUUUCCUCGAGGCUGCUUGGCAUCACGAACGCGCGCUGGCCUUCAUGAUCGAAUCCCUCGACGUCUCGCUCGAGCAGGUCGCCCGGGAAGCCUUCGCGAGGUUUCUCCAGCGCGUCGGCCGCAUCGAGGCGGCGGCGGAGCAGUACGAAGCGAUGUAUUCCCUCGCAAAGGCCGUCCAAGAUGAGGAAAAGGCCCUCGCCGUGAGCCUCUCCCUCGUGACCCUCUGCCAAGAAAUGGGGGAGCGCGAGCUUCGGGCGGGGAAUUUGCAAACCGCGCGGGAGUAUUUUGAGCGCUGCGUCCUUCGCGCGAAGCGCUCGCGCUACGGGGUCGAGGAGGGCUCCGCCUAUGAGGCCCUCGGCCACCUGCACGAGAAAAAAGGAAAUUUGUACACCGCGCUGGAGUACCAAAAGAACUUCCGCGUCGUCGCCCAGCGCGAGAAGCUGUAUGAAAAGGAAUGCCAGGCGAUCAUGAACGUCGCGAGUUUGGAAGAUCGGGUCGGAGAAAACACCCAGGCCAUUGCCUCCCUGCAAGAGGCCGUCGACAUGGCCCGCAAGCUCGGGGAUUCCGUUAAGAUCGCGAAGGCGACGAUGAACCUCGGCGAGGCCUAUCGUUCGAGUAUGCGGGAGGGAAUGCGGCAUCGGAACCCUGAGGAGGAUGGGAAUACCUCGACGGAGGUUAUAGUGCGCUUCUCCGAGAGCUUUGAGGCCGCAAGGCAGUCGAGGGAUAUGGAACUGAUCGAUAGCGCGCGCGUGUUGUUGGGCUUUGCCAGAGGGGGGCAUUAUUUUAAACACGUCGGCAAUGGAAGGGGGUACCCCGACAUUGUGUGUAAUGACGUGCGAGCCCAGCUCAAAUGGAUGAGUACUGGGGAAUUAUAG